AUGGCAAGAGGCAGGCAGAAUGGAGACGACGAUGGCGCCUGGAGACCGUCGGCAGAAGAUGCCUACAUAGAGGCCGCUGAUGAGUUCCUCGAGGAGGAGAUCAUGGGUAAUGGAUCUAAAGAUAAAGAUGAAGAGAAAGCCUCAUCCCAGAAGACAUCCCGGGCCACUCCUCAAAAGAAAUCUCCAGUCCCGCAACGCAAGAAGGUGACUAAGCGGACGAAACGUCCGGAGGAUGAGACAUGGAAGCCCACGGAUGAGGAGCUUGAGGACGAAGAGCUCGAAGUCCAGGAGAUGGUGAAUGAACAGCUAUUGAGCGAGGAGCUGGAACAAACAAACGCUGCUAAAAAGGCGACCCCCAAGGCACCCCCCAAAGCACCCCCCAAGGCGGCCCCCAAGGAUUCCCCCAAGGUCUCAACCACCACCGACCGCAAGAAGUCGAAGCCUCGAAUCAAGCACGAGGAGGAUGAUGCUUGGAGUCCGGAGGAGUCAGAGGACGAGGAUUACGUCAAUUCCGAAGAUGAGGAUCUGGAUUAUGAGACCCUGGCAGACAAGAAGGGCGCGGAUGAGGUGCCCAUAAUCCGAAAGAGCACACCACCAAGGAAGCCCAAGAAGACUUCAGCGGGCAAGAGUGAGGAAGAUGACGAGCCGUCGAGCGGAAAGAGUACACCGCCGCGAAAGUCCAAGAAGAGACCUGCCGUGGUCUCCGCCGGGAGCCCUGAGACUCACAAGAAGCCGGGCCCCGGGCCGCUACCCCUGCGCAAACACACCCUCGUGCCAGCCAGCAACGAGGUACCUCCUGAUUUCAUCGUGAGAGGUCAGAACUCCAAGGCUCCGUUCACUUUCACAGUGUACCGUGGAGAGGGUAUGUGUAUGCUCGCCAUGAACUGGAAGAAAGACACGCCUCCCGACGACUUUGUCGGGUUCGUGAUUGAGUACCUGGAGCCCCAGUCGACCGAGUGGCGGGAGAUUCCCAACUUUCUCACCUUCCCCGGAGAGGCGCCCCAAUCUGGGCCCGAUGCCCGUUCGAGCCGUCGGUCGCCGAUCCAGAGGUUUCGUUGGGUGCAUUUCCCGUACACGGUAGAUGUCCCUGGGUAUUUCCGCUAUAAAGUCACUCCUGUCUUCAUGAAGGGUGGGGAGGAAGACCACCAAUUGAUCUAUGGAGAGAUUCAGGAUGUGAAAAUCCAGAUAAUGGCGCAGACAUACCCAGGCAAGAUGAACAUUGCCUUUACCCGAGGUUUCGUCUCCUCGAAGGCUUUUGUCAAGAAGUUCGGCAGCGAUGGCGGUUUGGGGACCAUCCUGCCCGUCAAGGCCGACGAUGGACUCGAAUUCAGGCCCAGAGACCCAGAGCUGCAGGAAAAGGCGCUAUCCUGGAUGGGCUUUGAAGCCCGUGAGGUCAUGCUCGGUGCCCUUGAUUCGGCCAUCGAGGAUGAGACGGCCCAGGUACGCGUGCUCGCGUAUGACCUGAACAACCCCGAGAUUGUCCUCCGCCUGAAGAAGAUCGGGAAACGUGUCAAGAUCAUCAUUGAUGACUCCGAUCCGCACAAAGAAGCCGACGACGCUGAAACCAAAGCGGCUGUAAUGCUGCAGAGGUCUGCAGGUAAGAAUAACGUCCAGCGUCAGCACAUGGGUGGUCUGCACCACAACAAAGUCAUCAUUGUCGACGGCAAGAAGACCCAGAUCGCCAUCGGCGGAUCGACCAACUUCUCGUGGCGAGGCCUUUAUGUCCAAAACAACAACCUCAUCGCCCUGGAGGGACGUGGACCAGUGGAGGUGUUCACCAAAGCAUUUGAGAACUACUGGGAGCACCCCAAUGACACCGACGGGUUCUAUAACACCGAGUCGGCGCAGUGGAACGACCUCGGGCUCGGCGGGAUCGACGCGCAGGUGACAUUCUCGCCGCACAGCUCCAAGGCAGGCACCCUGGACGGCAUCGCGCAGGACAUCGCAAACGCGCAGUCGAGCCUCUUCUAUUCGCUCGCCUUUCUCUACCAGACGCCCGGCGUCAUAAGGGACGCCAUCGUGAAGAAGACGGCGGAGAAGGGCAUCAUGGUCUACGGCCUGUCGGACAAGUCGGUCGACGAGCUGGAGCUCCAGACCAGCGGCGGCAACCCGCCCGUGGCGUACCCGGAGAGCUUCGACGACGAGUCGGCCGGCGGUUCGGGGGCGAGGAUGCACCACAAGUUCGUGGUCAUUGACUUCGAUAAGCCCAACGCUCGCGUGUACACUGGCUCGCACAACUUCAGCACAGCGGCAGACCUGAAGAACGCGGAGAACCUGUUCCUCAUCAGGGACGCUCGUGUGGCAACUGCGUACAUGAUUGAGGCUGUGUCCAUGUUUGAUCACUAUGAGGUCCGCAACCAUGUGCAGAAGAAGAAGAAUGCUGAGGCCAAGGGGGAGAAGCAUACCAUCAACUUGAGGCUGCCGCCAAACAGGAAGAAGGGGGAGAAACCGUGGUGGGACCAAUACUGGUCUGUAAAGCAGAAGAUACACGACCGCGAGAUGUUUGGGUCUUAA
Molecule: messenger RNA, 2514 nt
Organism: Diaporthe citri
Lineage: Eukaryota; Fungi; Ascomycota; Sordariomycetes; Diaporthales; Diaporthaceae
Exons: 1
Coding region: 1-2514 (837 amino acids)
Molecular function (GO): RNA endonuclease activity producing 5'-phosphomonoesters, hydrolytic mechanism
Source: RefSeq, a predicted model, not a curated record